AUGGAAGAGGGUGAUAUCUCAUUAUCUCAACAUCCUGCUUCUUAUGCUCCUCUCCUUCAAGCUAUCCUAGAAGAUGACUGGAAAGCUGUUGAAGCUUUUAUUCAGAACCAUCCAAACUGCCUUGGAGCCGCCAUAACAAAAGAGCAAGAUACAGCUCUUCACUUUGCUGCAGCUGCAAAACGCACCCGUUUUGUAAAAAAACUUGUGAAAUUGAUGACAGUGGAAGAAUUAGAAUUGAAAACCAACAAAUAUUGCACGGCCCUUUAUUUUGCUGCUCAAACAGAAAUCGUAACAAUUGCAGAAGAGCUGGUGAAAAGGCACAAAGAUCUGCCAUCGAUAUUCCCCGACAACUGCAUCCAACUUUUACCACUUUACGCGGCAAUAAGGACUGGAAAUAGAGACAUGGUGUCGUAUCUAUACUCGGUGACUCCUGUUAAAGACUUGGGUUAUAUGGAUCGCUUUGAGCUCUUUAACGCUGCAAUUUCCAAUGAUUUGUUUGAUACGGCACAUAAAAUUUUGGAUACUCUAAAGACAGCACCUCUUAAAGAGGAGAUACUUUGGUUUCUACUGAAAGUGUUGGCCAGAAAACCUUCGGAAAUUGGCAACAAAAGUCAGCCAUCAGUAUGGGAAAGAUGCUUAAACUCCUGCUUCAGAGGUCGGUUCUGCAACAAAGCCAUGAUGAAAGCAUCAGCCCAUCAGUUAGUUUACCGCCUUUGGAAAGUGAUUGUAGACGGCGACAAUUUCUCGUCGACUUUGGUUGACGGCCAUCAUGUGGAAGUACUUGUUGAAGCUGCAAAAGUAGGAAACGUUGAAUUUCUACUUAUACUUAUUCGCUCUUAUCACGAUCUCAUAUGGCUACGAGACAAAAAACAUGGAACUUUAUUUCACAUUGCUAUUAAACAUCGACAAGAGCGUGUAUUUAAUUUAAUAUAUGAGAUAGGUGUUGCGAAGGUCAACCUUGCGACCUAUCAUGCCGAAGGGGCAAACAACAUGCUGCACUUAGCUGGACAAUUGCCUUCUUCAGAUCGACUGAAUAUUGUAUCUGGAGCAGCCCUUCAAAUGCAACGAGAGUUGUUGUGGUUUCAAGAGAUAGAAAAGAUUGUGCGAAAGUCAUUUGUGAACGAGAGGAAUGAAAAUGGAGAAACACCCAGGGAUAUAUUUGUGAAUACCCAUGAAGAACUACGGAAGAAUGGUGAAAAGUGGAUGAGAAACACGGCAAACUCUUGCAUGCUCAUGGCAGCACUGAUUGUCACCGUGGUUUUUCCAGCUGCCUUCACAAUACCGGGUGGCAACAAUCAAGAAACAGGCAUUCCUAUAUUUCUAAAAAGCAACUGGUUUACGGUAUUCUUCGUAUCAGAUGCAAUAGCAAUGUUAUUCUCUUCGUCUUCAAUAUUAGUUUUCUUGUCAGUUCUCACGUCACGCUACACGGAAAAGGAUUUCCUCAAAUCAUUACCUCGUAGGAUGGCGUUAGGACUCGCUACGCUUUUAAUCUCAAUAGUAGGCAUGCUGAUAGCCUUCUCUGCAGCCUGUUUUUUGGCCUUUAAAGGCCAAACAAGUGCUUUCCCAAUCAAUAUAAUUGUCGCGGCGCCCACUGUCCCAAUUAGUUUGUUUAUUACCCUGCAUCAUGAUCUUUGGUUUGAUAUAUUCCGCUCAGCAUUCUAUUCUAGGAGGUUCCUUUUCGGGUCACAAAAUAGGCUUUUCAAGCGAGUAAGCUAG
This is a messenger RNA of Juglans microcarpa x Juglans regia, 1716 nucleotides long. Its product is annotated as ankyrin repeat-containing protein ITN1-like. The record is from RefSeq and is a predicted model, not a curated record. Lineage: Eukaryota; Viridiplantae; Streptophyta; Magnoliopsida; Fagales; Juglandaceae. Gene Ontology annotation, molecular function: protein binding. Bases 1 to 1716 code for a protein of 571 amino acids. The transcript has 4 exons.